Molecule: messenger RNA, 2606 nt
Organism: Exophiala oligosperma
Lineage: Eukaryota; Fungi; Ascomycota; Eurotiomycetes; Chaetothyriales; Herpotrichiellaceae
Exons: 3
Coding region: 448-2409 (653 amino acids)
Biological process (GO): transmembrane transport
Molecular function (GO): transmembrane transporter activity
Source: RefSeq, a predicted model, not a curated record
GUCGUCGUCAAGGCGCCCCGAGCGUGCAUCAUCUCCAUGAUCAACCGCAAUACCCACAGAUUGAUGACAUCGGUUCAAUCAUAAUAAACUGUUGACCCUCCCACCAUCUACCACAUGUUUUCAAGCAUUUCGUUCUUCCAGCACCGUAUCUAGGUAUCGAUUCUUCAUCGCCUGCGAAGAGUAGAGAACACCUCUCGGAACAUCCCCCGCCUUCGAUUUAUCGCCCUCGAAUCUCUUCCAGCUUCAGAGAGCCUUCCGUCCACGCUUGUUCACUGCCGAAUCUCCACCCUUGCAUCAUCGACAGAGGAGACUUCCGGAAUUUUCUGUCGCAUCCGCUGCAAUCGUCGCAGUUGAAAGCAAUUCCGGUGGUCAUGCACCUGUGAACGUAGGCGAUAGAGAAAUAAUUGCACAAAAACAUCAAGUUUGGGAAACACAAGAACCGCCAAUAUGGAUAUCGUGGACCGUGAUAUGCAAAGGGCCGAGAUGCAGGCGACGAGGACGUUUUCGCAGGAGAGCAAAGAACGCCGUUCAUUGCGCAGUCAACCAUCAAGAGAGUCGGCUCUCUCCAGUUCGUCUGGGUCGAGCACCUCUACGACUCCGUCGAUGGGCAGAAUAGCCACCGCAGGCUAUUCCAAUCCAGAAAUAGUCACAAGAACAAGAACGCAUCCUAUCGAAGAUGUCCGCACCGAAACGCACCGCCUGCAGCAGGUUCAAACUGUUGGCGCCAGCCUCAAAUCACGCGCGACUAACAAACCACUCCCGGAAUUUGGAGGUGGGAAGCCAUAUCCUCCCAUGCUCCCGGCGCAGGAAGAAUACGUGGUGGAAUUUGAUGGGAAAGAUGAUCCUACUCAUCCACAAAAUUGGCCUUUCAAGAGAAAGUUCUAUAUCGGAGCCAUUCUGGCAUACACCUGUCUAGGCAGCACGUUCACAUCGUCCGUCUUUUCCGCCUCAACUUUUUCGGUAGCCGCCCACUUUGGCGUAAGUGUCGAAGUAGCAACUCUCAGCACUUCUCUAUACGUGCUUGGCUAUGCUUUCGGACCUUUGAUCUGGGGGCCGUUUUCGGAAUUGCAAGGGCGUAAGCUUCCUAUCCUAGUAGGAGUCUUCGGCUUUUCGGUAUUUUGCUUCGGCUGUGCCGUGUCCAAAGACCUACAGACUUUGAUGAUUACUCGAUUUUUCACUGGAUUCUUCGGCUCCUGUCCCCUGGCCGUGGUCGCUGCGGCAUUUUCCGACAUGUUUGACAACCGCCAACGAGGUGUUGCCAUUGUCAUAUUUUCUUCCAUGGUGUUCAUGGGACCUAUGCUCGGACCGUUCAUUGGAGGUUUCAUCAACGAGUCGUAUCUAGGAUGGCGCUGGAAUCUUUAUCUGCCAGGAAUCAUGGGCUCUUUCGCCUUGAUUCUCGUCGCCCUUUUCCUGCCAGAGACGUACGCGCCUGUUGUGUUGGUCGAGAAAGCUAAAGAACUGAGACGUCGCACCAAGAACUGGGGUAUUCAUGCAAAGCAGGAAGAAGUUGAAGUUGACUUCCGGGAACUGGUGACGAAGAACUUUUCGCGUCCAAUUCGACUUUUGGUUUCGGAACCGAUCAUCCUUGCCAUUACCAUCUACAUGUCCUUCAUCUACGGUCUUCUCUACUGUUUCCUGACCGCCUAUCCGCUGGUCUUCCAAGGUGUUCACCACAUGAAGCCUGGUGUGUCUGGCCUGCCAUUCUUCGGCAUGGUUGUGGGUAUCUUCAUCGUUGCCGGAUACAUCAUAUUUGACGCCCGGGCCUACAAUAAGAAAUUGCAGGCGAAUGGUGGCAUCCCAGUCCCAGAAUGGCGACUGCCACCUGUCAUCGUUGGAGGUGUCCUGUUCGCUCUCGGCCUUUUCUGGUUUGGCUGGUCCGGAUAUCUGGAAUCGGUGCCUUGGAUCGUUCCAACACUGUCCGGUCUUUUCACCGGCUUUGGGCUAUUAGCGAUUUUCAUUCAGUGCUUCAACUACAUUAUCGAUUCCUACCUCAUGUUUGCUGCCUCGGCCAUCGCCGCCAACACCUUUCUCCGUUCUUGUUUUGCAGCCGGAUUCCCGCUAUUUGCACGACAAAUGUUCGAUAAUCUAGGUAUUAAUUGGGCUGGCACGCUAUUGGGCUGUCUUGCAGCUAUCUGUGUACCCAUUCCGAUUUGUUUCUACCUCUUCGGCAAGAAGUUACGACAGAGGUCCAAGUUCGCGCCGACAAUGACCGUCAAGAAAUCGCCCGCAGACGAGGAAUCGAGCGUCAGUGACAGUGACAACGAGACGCGGAUGGUGGCUUUGCAGGCCACGAGAAGUAGAGCCGAUCAUGACGCCGAGAUUACACAUCGGUCUCGAACGAGGACGAAUGGAUCCAUUCCGACAACGACAAACGAUACCAAUGUUCAAGGUUCCGAGAAGACUAGUUGAGCGGUUUUCGGUUCGAAUAGAACAAAAGGAUAUGUUGAUAUGAUGAGAUUAGUGUGAAGUUGUGUUGAGUUGGUGUUGAUGAUCUCCUUGAUCAAAUGUUUGACUAUUUGUCAAGUGCUGAUAUAAUGAAUAACUGUAUACCUUGGAGAUUAUUUUUUAUCCUUUCUAUUAAUGUUGGAUUCCAAUCUGUGCCGAAG